GUCCUCGAACGAGGGAUGAGAUACGAGGAUAUUCUUGAUGAUAUCUGGAGCGAAGGACUCCUUGUCGACUCUCCCCAAACCAGUGUGGAGAGCCCGGCUGGUUCCGGCCGCCGAGGACGCGCCACACCCAAUGCCCGAACUCAAGGCCGCAUAUCCUUACCAGUAUAACUUCAUGACGCUGACCCAUCAUGCAGUGAGUGAUGGCUUUACGGUCGCCUUCCUCUGCCAGCUCUUCCUCGACCUGCUGAACGCAGUGAUCGACGGGCAAACGAUUGACGAUAAACCCUUCGGGGUGUUUGUGUCAAAUGAAGACAUCGCCCGACAGGACAGGGCGAUUCAGGAGCAAUUGCGAAACGACCAGAAACGCUUCGAGACUCUGAAAGCCGAAGUACUGAACUCCAACAAGGAGCCGGUUCUCUUCAAAGCCUUUCCCCGACCGAGCGUCGACAAGCCCUCCUCCCGUCAGGUAACGAACUGCAUCGACGCCGAAAUCCACAAGAGAAUCACCGAAAAGAGCAAGCAGGCCGGCGUUUCCUUCGGCACAGCCUUGCAAGCCUCGAUCAACAUUGCAAUAGUCGAGAUGGUGAGAGACGCAGGAGUGGACGACGAAUACCACGACAUCAGCGUGAACGUCGCAGCAGACCUUCGCAGAUACAUGAGGCGAGCGCCCGCGCCCGUGCUGGGUCUCCACGCCCGCACGAUGGCGCACCUCACACGUACGCACAAGAAUACGCGCGACUGCUUCUGGGACUACGCCAGGGACCUCCACCAGAAGCUCGGAGCUCAGAUCAAGUCGGGCGGAAUCAUGCAGCAGGAGGUCGUACGUCAGAUGGUCAUGCCGCAGAUCCAUCCUAAGGAUUAUUACGCAGGGUCUCCUGAAAUUAUUAGAGAUUAUGGCUUCAAUAACAUCGGUGAUUUGACCAGGGUGAUUCCCGGAGAAGGAAAACACGUUCAGAUGACCGACCUGUUGCAGUACUCUCAAGUUGCCAAGUUCAUAUACCCAAUGCUACACCAGCUGUUCACUUUCCGCGGAUCUUGCAAAUAUAUCAUCAGUUAUGCAACUGACUGCUUAUCUGAGGAAACAGCCCAGAUGACAUCUGCCAAAGUUAUGGAAAUCCUGCAACACAUCAGCAAGUAAUUGAGCUACAAAGAGCCUUUUCUGUUUUCUGUCACCGGUGUCUCCACGAAAGCGCGGUGAUUAACAAUUACCAACGAAUCUCCAGAUUGCUAGAAAUAGCUUUACACAUACUUGGUGCUUAAUUGUUAUUAAAUGAUGUUAAUGAGUCGAUAGGGUGGAUCAAAUUUAUUAUACUACUAGAAUGUAGUCUUAGGUUAAGUUAUUUUGACAACUGAAGAAAUGCUCUUAAAGGGCUUCAUGAUAUACUAUUUUUAUACGGGGUUUAUACACAUUUCCAUUGAUCCUAGAAAAAAAAGGUCAGAUUAAAUGUAAAUGAAAAUUAUUGGUUAUAUAGUGGUAUCGAAAAGUAUGUAUUAUUCCCAAAACAAAUUAAGGAUCAUGUAAAUUAAGGACAGUUAUAGAUGCUAGUCAUAUAUGAAACUGUAUGUUUUUACUAUUGUCGGGGAUUUCAUUAAAAUAUUCAAGAAUUCAUAUUCAACACUGAUAUAUUAAGAAGGACGUACGAUCUAAUCGUGAUAUACUUGUAUUGAUAUCUAGAUUAAUGUCAAAACAUAUCUAAAACUUCUUUUAAAAAUGACAAAGCGUUUCAGCUGCAUUUCACUGACAACUGAUACGAAGUGAUUCAGCUUCAUGUGUAUGUACAUGUUCUGUGCAAAUAAAGAAUAAAUAUCAAU
Messenger RNA from Penaeus monodon (black tiger shrimp), 1812 nucleotides. RefSeq lists its product as uncharacterized. The record is from RefSeq and is a predicted model, not a curated record. Lineage: Eukaryota; Metazoa; Arthropoda; Malacostraca; Decapoda; Penaeidae. Bases 38 to 1138 code for a protein of 366 amino acids. The transcript has a single exon.